Messenger RNA from Cyprinodon tularosa, 799 nucleotides. It is a transcript of the gene mrpl30, whose product is annotated as mitochondrial ribosomal protein L30. The coding region runs from base 258 to 740 and encodes 160 amino acids. NCBI's taxonomy places the organism in Eukaryota, Metazoa, Chordata, Actinopteri, Cyprinodontiformes, Cyprinodontidae. Gene Ontology annotation, molecular function: structural constituent of ribosome. The transcript is spliced from 5 exons. The record is from RefSeq and is a predicted model, not a curated record. Gene Ontology annotation, biological process: translation. Gene Ontology annotation, cellular component: large ribosomal subunit; mitochondrion.
UAGAUGUAACACAACGUUCUUCCGGUUAGCUUCUUAAAAGUAAACUGUAGAAACGUGAUUGGCUUUUCUUUUCUUAUUAACUUAUUUUAACCAAUUAAUGUUUCGGGGAUAUUUUUAGUUUUAAGUUAGAUAUAAGUCUCUCUGAUGUUAACAUUAAUUUGCGCCAAAAUAUUCACUAUUUUGUAAUAUAGCCAUUAGCGACCCCGUAACCUUGGCGUCUUUUGCAUGAGGAGCAGAUUUUGCUUCACAUUUUAAUCAUGUCGGCUGUUUGUCGCACUUUAAACUUCCUGACAAUUAAGACCCUGAAAGAAGGAGCAGUUUUGUCGCCUUGCGGGUGGUUUGUGUCUGCACGCAGCAAAUUUUCCAAAACACGAAUUCCUAAUGAACAUUUCGCUGAGAGAUCCAAAGAGCAUGCAAAGUACGGGGGCAAUCCAGAGCAACCUCACAAACUGCAUAUAGUGACCCGGGUCAGAAGCGUGAUGCGAAGGCCCUACUGGGAGAAGGAUAUUGUGAAGUAUUUUGGACUUGAAAAGGCUCACAAGCCUGUAAUCCAUAAAAACACACCUUCAGUUAAUAACCAGCUGAAAAUUAUCAAGCACCUUGUAAGGAUACAGCCAUUGAAAACUCCACAUGGGCUCCCCGCUGAGGAGGACAUGGCCGACACGUACAUCAACAGCAAAGGAGAGCUGAUUGUGCGUCGCCUCCUCCAACCUGUCGACCAGAAGCCUAUUGAGUCGUAGUUCUGCUCUGCAAUAUUUGUUUCAAUUUCUAACUGUUAAUAAACAUAAAAUAACUGUUU